Mycena citricolor is the source of this 4901-nucleotide messenger RNA. The record is from the annotation of a GenBank genome assembly. NCBI's taxonomy places the organism in Eukaryota, Fungi, Basidiomycota, Agaricomycetes, Agaricales, Mycenaceae.
GCGCCCACGACCCCAUCAUUCGGUGCUUUGCACCACCCACCACUUUCUUUCUCAUCCUAUCAUGUCCUCUCCUCCCGAAACGUGGGAUAAUGAGGACGUCUCGCAAACCGAUCCUUUCGUUCCUGUCUUCACUUCACACUCCCGCUCCCGUUCUUUGCAACAAUCUAGUGAUCUACUAGGCUCUCCGCUAACCGGAGAACAUGCGCCGCUCCUCAAUCGACCAUCUCGCGUCAAGAAGCCGUUCUACAGGCCACGGCCGCUGUGGCUCGUGCCAUUCGCAGUCAUCUCCGCCCUCGUCCGCGGGAUGACCCUUGCGCCUCGCAUCGAAGUGUUUACUCAACUGUCAUGCAGUCGGUUACAUCAUAGCUACAACCACACGCGCGCCAUCGAUCCUCCUCCGCCGUUCGUACCCCCGCGCGGGCCUCUCUAUUUCUCGGGGGACCCGCUAGGACCUCAGCUCGUUCCCAGCGACAAUGCUCCAAUCCUAGCAUUUGUUGGGGAGCCGACGAAUAACGAGCCGUGGGACGACACGGACACGGGUGGGGACGAUGUACGGCGGCUGCCCUCUGCGAGAUGCAUGGCCGACCCCGCGGUCCAAGCGGGUGCUGCGCGGCUGCAGACUAUCUUCACCACGACGAUGGGCUUGCUCAGCGCGUUCACCACGAGCUGGUGGGGUCAUUUCGGGGAACGGCAUGGACGGACGAGAGUUCUCGCUUUCACCACGAUUGGGCUCUUAAUGACGGACCUCAUCUUCAUAUUAUCAUCUACGCCGUCUUCACCCUUCUCCUCCCAUGGUCACAAACUCCUACUGGUCGCGCCCAUCAUCGAGGGACUGCUCGGCAGUGCUUCAACUCUUCAAUCCUCAACUUCAGCCUAUAUUUCGGACUGCACAUCGAGUGGUAGUCGGGCCUCAGUGUUCUCUCGGUUCACGGGUGUGUCAUUCCUCGGAUUCGGACUUGGACCCAUCAUCGGUGGAUAUCUCAUCCGCAAUCCUAUAUCGUUCUUGGAUGGUCCACCCCACCCCGGGCAGGUCAACACGCCCUCCGUGACCUCUGUGUUCUGGGUCGCGAUCGCCCUUCAAUUCAUCAACUUGUGUCUUGUUGCGCUGGUAUUCCCCGAGUCGGUGUCCAAGGAACAACGCGCCCUUGCUGCUGGCAAUCACAAGGGCAAGGGCAAGGCUAGAGAUAAUUCGACUAGAUUAGCCGAUGUCGCCGAGGAAACAGAGGUCGAGUCCGGAUUCUUGACAAGGCUUCUGUCUCCUUUGGCCGUUUUCAUGCCGGUGUCGAUUACUAUUCCUGGGACGACGCGGAAGAGAACUGACUGGAGCCUGACGUUUGUUGCCUGUGCGAUGUUUGGAUAUAUGCUUUCCACUGGACUGUAUCAAAUCAAGUAUCUAUAUGCCGGCCAUGUGUAUGGCUGGGGUGCCGAGCCGCUCAGCUACUAUAUAUCACUGUUGGGAACCACGCGUGCCGGUUUCCUGUUGUUUGUAUUUCCCCUGAUCAUCUCUACUUUCAAACCCAAGUCCGACGCUCCCAAGGACAAGGCGAUGUCCAAAGCCGAGAGACCUAAGCCGACCAAGGGGCAACUUGCCAAAGAAAUCCGAUUCGACAUGGGGCUCAGCCGGCUCUCGUUGAUCACCGAUAUCCUAGCCAACACAGCGAUAUUGGUUUCUCCGGCUCCGACCUACAAGAUGCAUUCGAAUCUCAUGAACGAUCUGGUGCCGCCGUCCACGGGCAACUCGGAGUUCCAGAAGUCGCAAGCGUUGUUUGUUUUUGCUAGCUGGGUGCAGUGCAUGGGCGCGGGUAUUGUUCCUGCCAUCCAGAGUCUUGCCUUGUGCAUCGUACAAGCUCGCUCGUUGCUUGCCUCCGAAUCUGGCCAACUGCAAACGAAAGAUGCUGGUGCCGGUGCAUUGUUCGGUGCACUGGCUGUUUUGCAAGCUAGUGGGCAGAUGGUUCUUGGGCCUCUUCUGUUUGGCCUGGUAUAUAGCGGCACUGUUUCAGCGUUCCCAAAGACGGUGUUCGUACUCUCGAUCGGCAUCCUCAUCACAUCGUUCAUCGCCAUUCUUCUUGUGCGAAAUCCGCUGUCCAAUGCCAAUGGCAAAGGAGCUAUGCGCAAACGUCGACGGAUCAGUGCUAGUCAAGAGCAAGAGGAGUCUACUCGUGGCAGAUCUCGAGUCAGCAAGGAUCUCGGCUAUGGCAGCACCAUGCAGCGACCGCCAGCGCUGGGGGAGCCAUCCUCCAGCGGACGGCUGGGGUCGAAUCCCAAGAUCGAUCCGAACCAACUCUCUCCGGGUUCCCUUGUCAUCAUGAACAGCGCCGAUCCUUCUGCUGAGCCCUUCAUCACGACGAGAGAAGCGUUCCUAAACGCGAUCCCGGACAGCGGUCCGCUAGUUCGGCCCUGUGGGAACUGCCAGAACGUACCGCCCAAAGGCAAAGAGUUCUCGAAAUGCGCAAAAUGCGGGGGCACAUACUACUGCAGCCGCGAAUGCCAAAUCGCCCACUGGAAGGAACAUAAAGCGACAUGCAAGCAUCGUGUAGGAAUGAAUGCGAAGUUUGCGCAGGCCAAGGAGGCCGCGCUGGCAGCGGGGGAGAAGUACUUUCAUCCCGCUACGUUACAGUCGUGGUAUCGCAUCAACCACGCUGCCAUCGAGUACGCUGGAUUCUAUGCGUUGGAACACCACAAGGGCUUCGUGCAGUCUCUGAUCCGGACGCACGUCGCGCUGUUCCUGGUACGUGUGGACGAAAACGCAACCGAAGACCCGAGGGCCGUCCGCCUGGAAAAGGUCGUCCCGAUCCUGCUGACGGAGCUGGCUGCGAUGCUGCGGAUGACCGAGUCGAAUCUCGCGCAGUGCAAGAGGGCUGCGCGCAUGGGCCAGAUGGCUCUGUUCUUCAUGGACAUGAAAGCCAAUCUGCAAGUGCUCGAGUUCCACGAGCCGCCUUCACCCGAGCCGUAUCUCAAUGGGACGAAACCACUCGACCCAUUCUGGGAAAUCCAUGUCAUGCUCAAGGUCAAUGGGGGCCUGCCAGCCGAGGAAGAGGAGAAAACGGAGACAGAUGCUACGGCGGAAAUGCCUGCGGUGGAGGCGCAGUUAGAGCCGGAAAAACCGGCGGAAACAGACCCUGCAAGUAAAUGAAAUGUAUUUUAUCGCGUUCUGUCACGGCUGUUAUCCGUCGCGCGUCGUCACGGAUCACGUGUCGUGAACACUGCGGGAGAACGCCCGUCUCGAAUUGGGGUCCAGACUCCCAUGUCAUGAUUCCAAAGAAGAACAAUAUUCCCUCAUCCAGAAAGCAAACAUAAGAGGUCUGCGGAUCCGAAGCUCCUUAAGUGGGACCCGUCGAUCAAAAGAAGCGUUGAACAUAUCCGCUCGUGGAGGCGCCUGUUUUGUUAUCUACGUCGAAUGCUUAUCAAGACCUCCCUUGGGAGUAUCUUCCAUCCUCUCCCCAGCCUCCACUUCUACUUUCGAAGAUGUCACAAUGGCUGAACAGGUCGACGUGGGCCCUUGAGCCCGAAGCGUCGACGUUUGCGCCGAAUUCGCGGUGGAGCAAUAAGGACAUGGAUCCCGUGCCAGAGAAGUUGAGGACCUGGACGACUUGGAAUUAUGUGGCUUAUUGGAUUUCGGAUGCAACGAAUACUGUGCGUGUGAAUGGCUUUGAUUGACCUCUCGAUAUUCAGCAGGACGUACACAGGCUUCAUGGGAACUAGCGAGCUCGAUGAUUGCGGUCGGGCUUUCAUGGCGACAAGCACUACCUGCUAUUGCAGUCGGUCACACCAUUAUCGCAGUAGCCAUGGUCCUAAACGGGACCGCGGGCGCGCGGCUGCAUAUACCGUUCCCGGUGCUAACGCGAUCCUCGUUCGGAUUUUGGCUCAGCUACUUUGCGGUGAUCUCACGGGUGGUUCUUUCAAUGUUCUGGUUCGCAAUCCAGACGUAUACGGGAUCCGAAUGUGUUUAUCAAAUGCUGAAAGCAAUUUGGCCCUCUGUUGCCCACAUCCCCAAUCAUCUUCCGGCGUCUUCAGGGAUAACCACGGUUGGAAUGAUGUGCUAUUUCCUGUACUGGCUGGGGCAAUUCCCGUUCUUACUCAUCUCGCCGCAGCGGAUUCGGUACCUAUUCGUUCUCAAGGCAGCGAUUGUGCCCGUGACAUGGCUGGCGAUGCUGAUCUGGGCACUGCACAAGGUCCCACCGAGGCUCAGUCUCCAGCCGCAGCAUGAGACGCUUACGGGCAGUGCGGCGAGCUGGGCCUGGUUGAGCUCGCUGAACAGUGCACUGGGCAUCUACGCGACUCUAGCAGUCAACAUCCCUGACUUCACGAGAUACGCUAAAAACGAGCGGGCCCAGUACGUGCAGCUUGCUAUUAUUCCGGUGGCGUUCACUCUGGCUGGGUUCUGCGGCAUGGCUGUGGCGUCGGCCAGCGAGCAUCUCUAUGGGAUGAUCAUCUGGGACCCACUUCAACUGAUUGACCGCUGGGACAACCGCGCCGCUGCCUUCUUCGCUGCGUUCAGUUUCUCGCUUGCCACGCUGGGGACCAACAUAUCUGCCAACUCGCUCUCGGCUGCUAAUGACAUGACCGUCCUCUUUCCCCGGUACAUUAACAUCCGGCGGGGUCAGAUCAUCUGUGCCAUCGUUGGAGGUUGGGUUCUGUGCCCAUGGGAGAUUCUCAACAGCGCUCCUGGAUUCCUCACCUUCAUGUCUGGCUACACGGUCUUCCUGGGGCCUUUCACGGGGAUUAUGAUCGCAGAUUAUUGGCUGAUUCACCGCGGCAAAGUGGAUGUGCCCGCGAUGUAUGAUCCUAAAGGAAGGUACAAGUACUGGAAUGGGAUCAACUGGAGAGCACUCGUUGCCUUACUCUUGUCCGUCACACCCGGUCUGCCCGGCCUGGCACAGAGCAUCAAUCCUAAGAUCAAU